Pectinophora gossypiella (pink bollworm) is the source of this 2217-nucleotide messenger RNA. Its product is annotated as BTB/POZ domain-containing protein 6-like. NCBI's taxonomy places the organism in Eukaryota, Metazoa, Arthropoda, Insecta, Lepidoptera, Gelechiidae. The record is from RefSeq and is a predicted model, not a curated record. Gene Ontology annotation, biological process: neurogenesis. The transcript has 9 exons. Gene Ontology annotation, cellular component: P-body; cytosol. Gene Ontology annotation, molecular function: protein binding. The coding region runs from base 328 to 1575 and encodes 415 amino acids.
UUGUUAGAAACAUAGACAAUUUUUACAUAUUUGGAUACAGAUACAAGCAAAUAUCUCCCCAAACCUCAAACAAAUACUAAAAUAGAAAAAGUGUUCAUUGCAAAAUAAAUUACUUCUAGGCGCUAUAUUUAUCGUUGUUUACAUAAAAAUAAAUAUUCAAUAAGUAUGCUAGCUAGUAUUUAAUUUUAACUCCAACAAAAUCAGUUACUUAGGUAACUAUACAACAUUGUAUACAACUAUUAUCCGAAAAAGAAUACCGGAAGUUGCAGUUUGCAGGACAGGAAGUAGGUCAAGUAGGUACGAACCAAAAGGAAUAGAGUUUGCACAAUGUUGCCCAGUGCAUUUUUGCAUUUUCUGGUUUGGCAUUUUCUAGUGGACUUUCUAAUACUUGGUCUUUGUUUCAGCUACAUUAUUUCAUUCAAAGUACGAAGAUUCAUAUACACAGAUAAAGGAGCAAUUCCGUCAUUAAAUGCAACAAGUGAGUUAUACUAUGCAGCGAAGAAGUACAUGAUACCAUCCAUUCAAAAACGCUGCACUAAGCAUAUGCAAUGCCAACUAACAGCACAAAAUGCGUGCUUUAUCUAUGAAUUUGCAACAUUGUUUGAAGAAAAUGGACUGUUGACAGCAUCUUUUAAGACAAUCACAAGAAGUACGAAAAAUGUCCUCAAAGCGAGUAGUUUUGAAGACGUGCAACUGUCUACAAUUGAGAUGAUUUUCUCUCUAAGCAGACUUGAAAUAGACAGUGAGUUGGAUCUGUUUGAAGCCGCUGAGAGAUAUGCUCGAGCUCACGGGCUGAAGCGGUUGGGGGACACUGGAGCUUCCAUAGAGGGUGCAAAGAAACCAAGGUUAAAUGAGGAUAUCUCAAUAGGUGAAGAUACAAAACAGAAAAGUAUAGAACAAACAAAAGAUGAUGGCCAACAGAAUUGUGAAAAAAUAAAGAACGCUCUAAGAAAAGCGUUAUCCCAUGUUCGCUUUCUGACGGUGUCAGCUGAUCAGUUCGCUAAAGUCGCAGCGAGGUCGUUGCUCCUGACAGAUGAGGAAGCCCUGGCGAUAAUGCUCGCACUGGUAGGGGAGGACGCGCCCCUGCCCGAGGGGUUGAGCAGGAGCCGGGAGCCCCGGAAUGUGACUGAUGAGAUGAUGAUGCUAGAGCCGAUGUCCUCGCAGCAGUGCGUGCACGAGGCGCAGUGCACGUUCUCGGUGUGCAACUUCAAGACGCGCAAGCGCAGCGUGCGCUCCGAGCCCUUCUACACCGGCGGCGCCGAGUGGCGGGUGCAGGUCGUGCCUGGUGUGGAGAGACGGAACGGUAUUGACGAGAAAACCCUGGGUGUGUUCCUGGAGUGCAACUCUUAUUCGUCGUGGCAGACCACCGUCACUUUGGAGGUCGAGUCUACUGUCAGGAGAGCUAUACGCACCUUCACCCAUCUCUUCACCGCCUCGUCCCCGGUGCAAGGCUACAAGAACCUGAUGCCGUGGCGCACGGCGUGCGAGCUGGGCGCGGGCUACCUGCGCGGCAACGCGCUCUACGUCACUGUCAGGGUGGCCGCCGAGCGCGCAGCCGCUGAACAAUGCAAAUAACGGGUUUACAUAUACUUAGGGUCCAAGUCACAUCUGUCAGCACACUCUUGCUACCUCACUGUGAGCACACGCUAUCGCCUCGUCGAUUCUUCCGCGUGCGGUCGCUUUCUCGCUCUAGCAAAUAAGAAAAGGAUAGAAGUAUAGGAAAGUGCGGUGAGGUACUGACAGAAGUGACAGAUGUGCUGACGUAAUGGAGUCAGGGAGUGCUCGCGGGCUGUCUUGUCACCCUCGUACGCAAAAACGAGAGGUAAAAACCGAGAUUUUUUGUCUAGUGUCCGGGAUGUGACAUUAAUAAACGAUUUUUUCGAUUUAAAUUUUCUCUUUAUGAGUUUCCAUAGGCAAUAAGUGCUAUAAAACAAAAAAAAUAACGAAACGAAUGUUCCUAAUGUGCCUGUAUUUAACUUUGUAACUGUCAAACAGUUGAAUAUGUUUUAAUUUUAAGAAAAUGUUUUAGAGUACAUAUAUUUGUCUUAUGAAGACUGAAAUGCAAGCUAGGUGUUGACUGAUUAUGAAUAAGAGUUUUUUAUUGUAAUAAGAAUAAUAUAGUACUUAAUUGUAAUUGGGUAGUUUCCUAAGUCAAAGAUACAUUAUGAAUGUCUUAUUAUUAAAUAAAAAUAGAUCUAAAGGUGACAAAAAACGUUU